AUGGCGAUUAACAAGCAAAUUGAUGAAGAUUCUAUUUCGAUUUAUAGCGACGCACUUGAAGGGCCGCCAGAUUUAAUUACAAUAAUUUCAGUUAAAAAUGAAGAGAAAAAAGAAAUUAUUGAAAUUAAUUCGAUAUUAGAGGAUAAUAAAAGAGAUUAUUCCUCUCCUUUGCCGAUAUUGAGGAGGGAAAUUAAAAUGCCGGUUGAAAGAUCUUUAGAGGUAAAAUUGAGAAGUGGAAGUGUAAAGGAAGAGAAGAAUGGGGAAGAAAUAAAAGAAGAGGUUGAUGAAGAAGAAGAGAUGAUGGAAGAGAAAGAGGAAGAGUGGAAAAAAGAGGAGAGUUGUGAUUAUUUGAAGAAUAUUGAAGAAGAGGAGAAGAGGAAGAAUUUGGAAGAGAACGCAGGAAGGAAAUUGGAGGAUGAAGAAGAGGAAGAAAAAAUAAAAUUGGAAGAUAAAGAAAAGAUAGAAAAUGGGUGGAUUGAAGGAAGAAAGGAAAAAGAAUUUAAAAAUGAGGAAGAUGAAGAAGAAGAAGAAACAAUUAUUGUUGAAUGUACUGAGAAGGAAGAUAAAAUAACAAGUUCGGGUGGGGAAAUAUGCAGCAUGGCGAAUAGUGAGACAACAGAUGAUGAAGAAUUUGAAUAUGAAUAUAUUACAGAUGAGGAAGGGGAAAUAAUACAAGUUGAGGAAGGGAGUUUAAAAGGAGAAAGGUUGGAAGAAAAGGAAGAAUUGGUAGGAGAAGAAUUUGAAGAAGAAGAAUAUGAGGAGGAGGAAGAGGAAGAAGAAGAUUGGGAUACUAGAUCGGAAAUCUCUCAAGUAGAAAAAGAGAUUGAGAGAAUGAGAAGAGUUAGUGUAGCCUCUUCAAUUUCGAGAACCCCUGGCUACAGUAAUUCUGAGAUUGGAGUUUUACUAAAUUCUUCACAAAAGCAAUGUGAAGUAACCGAAAAUGAUGAUAAUUCACGUGAGAAAACACCAAUAGCUUUGGGACAGGAAAGGCAAUCUGAAUAUAAUAUUGUGGCACACGAACUUGUAAAAAAUGUUCAGUGGCCGUCAGUUCAGCGACGUACUGCUUUAGAUGAAUCUCGAGCUUCAUCAUCUUCCCUUCUUCAUAAUUCAUUCCAGCCAUUAAAAGAUCAAGAAGAAACUACCGAAUCCUCACAAUUAAAUUCAAAAACUAAUCAAAAUACCCCUAAACUAUCAACAACAACCAAAAUAUUAUUACCCCCAUUACAUCCUUCUACUUCCAAAAAUUCUUCACCUUCUUUUACUUUCGAUUCCCCCUUAAAUAAAGAGGAUUGUCAAAAUAAUAUAUCAAAAAAAGAAAUAAAAGAAGACUCGGUAAUAAAAUCACCAAUGAUGGAUGAAGCUGCUUUUACGCGUUUAACUUCGCCUUUGAGCAAAGAGAUAAAUUUGGAUGUAAAUAAACUAUCAAGAUCAAAAAUUGAAGUAUUCGAAAAUAGCAAUAAUAAUUCAUCUUCCACAUAUAAUAAACAAAAACAGCAACAAUUGCCAUUUACAAAUAAAAGAUUCCCUCCCUUACCAAGACAUCCAUUAAUUGCCAAAUAUUGCCCCGAAUUGACAACAAAAAAUGAAAAUAAAAAAACAAAUAAAAUUGAAAUAUUGGAAGAAGAAGCAACAAAAAAACAAAAGAAAAAAAUUGAAGAAGAAAAUAAACAAAAACUUUUAUUGCCCCAACAACCAAAGAAUUUUUUAAAAAUGGAGACAAGUAUUGCAAGUGGUGGGGCUAAUUAUUUACGUGAUCCCUGCUCUCAUAUGGUCCUCACAGAUGUUAAUGGUGACCAUGAAGAUCCUCGUGAUUAUAGAAGAGGAGGUUAUCACCCUGUCCGUUUAGGAGAAUUAUUUAAUCGCCGUUAUUUGGUACUAAGAAAACUUGGGUGGGGACAGUUUUCGACUGUUUGGAUGUGUUCAGAUGCUGGAACUACAAUCGAAACAGAACGUUAUGUAGCUCUAAAAAUUGUUAAAUCACAUAGAGAUUUUACUGAAGCAGCAAUGGAUGAAAUAAAAUUACUUAAAGCUGUUCGAGAAACUGAUCCAAGUGACGAAGGAAGGCAAAGAGUUAUUCAAUUAUUGGAUACUUUUAAAAUUAUUGGGGUUAAUGGAACUCAUAUUUGUAUGAUUUUUGAGGUAUCAGGUUGCAAUUUACUCAAAUUAAUAAUUGACAGCAACUAUCAAGGACUUCCCUUACGUCAAGUAAAAAGAAUUACCAGACAGAUAUUGCAAGGAAUGGCAUAUUUACAUGAUCGUUGUAAAAUUAUCCAUACAGAUAUAAAACCAGAGAAUGUAUUAGUAGCAUUAAAUUCCCGAGAUGUUGCUAAAAUGGUUAAUAGAAUAAAAAAUAAUGAAAGAAAUAAUUAUGACGAAAAUUUGGAAUUAAAUGAAUUAAAUGUGAAAAUUGCUGAUUUGGGAAAUGCUUGCUGGACUUUCCAUCACUAUACAGAGAAUAUCCAAACUAGACAAUAUCGAGCGCCAGAGGUUUUGCUCGGAACUGGCUUUGAUACUCCUGCUGAUAUUUGGAGUGUGGCUUGUAUGACAUUCGAAUUAGCAACAGGAGAUUAUCUAUUCGAACCACACAGCCACCCCUUAUGGAGUAGAGAUGAAGACCAUUUAGCCCAUAUUAUUGAGCUCCUCGGGCCUUUGCCUACAGAAGUGUUUAAACGUGGAAGAUUUUGGAAAGAUUUUUUUCAUAGAUCUGGUCGCCUCUUACGUAUCCCAACUUUAAGACCUUGGCCAUUAAUUGAAGUACUUGCAGAUAAAUAUUCUUUUAAACCAAAAGAAGCUUUUUCAUUUUGUAACUUUUUAUUGCCUUUGCUGGAAUUGGAACCUGAAAGAAGGGCAAAAGCCGCAAUUGCUCAAAAUAAUGAAUGGCUUUUAUCAUAA
This is a messenger RNA of Meloidogyne enterolobii, 2892 nucleotides long. Lineage: Eukaryota; Metazoa; Nematoda; Chromadorea; Rhabditida; Meloidogynidae. The record is from the annotation of a GenBank genome assembly.